CGUCCUUUGUCGAGCAUGUGAUAACAUUGUAAUUAUUUUGUUUUUCUUUUGAUUAGUCGAAUCGUACAAGUAGAUCAGUCUGUGCGAAGAUGAGUGAAGUAUAUUAUUUUGUUUACAUCUUCUUUACGUAUAUAAUAUAAUGUAUAAUUACAUACCAUUACUAAUUACCGACCGGAAUGCAUUCUAUUGUCAACUUCAUCGUCUAAUCGAAAGUUAAUGAAGGAGAUUUGUAAACUCGUUUUCUGUUGGGCAUAAUUUAAAUGUUAUUAAUAUUAUUAAUUCUUAUUGUCGCUUUUAUGUGUUGAUGAAAGUAGUAAUACUUUUUGAAUAGAAGAUAAACCAACAUUAUUUUUCCAAAAUGUUGUCUUGGAGAACGACAAGCAUUAGUCGACGGUUACCUUCGAUUUCAAAAUAUUGUUUUGAAAGUGAACGAAGUUAUCGUAAAGGACUUAGAAGGAAACCCAUCGACGUUAUUACGGAAGACGGUUCGAAAGAAAGUGUUGAACCGUUAACAAAAAGUGAAGUUAUGGCUAAACUGAAACGAGAAAUAGAGCUAAAGAAUCGAAGCAAAAGAACUAGAGAAAUGGUGGAAGCUGAAAUACCGCCUUAUGAGAAACUAGGAGAUAAUUCUCAACCGUUUGUUAAAGUCAUGACACUUUUGAAGUCUCGUAAACAAAGAGAGAAAGCUGGUAAAAUUCUGUUAGAAGGCAAAAGAUUAAUAAAUGAUGCUAUAACUGCUGGAGCAGAGAUUGAAACAAUAUUUUUCAGCAAAGAAGAAAAUCUUCAUGGAAUUCAUUUUAAGAAAAUUCCUCAUGUUAAAAUAAUGAAAGUGUUUUAUAAACAGCUGAGUUUAUGGUCUGAUCUAACUACAGCACCUGGACUGAUGGGUGUGUUUAAAGAACCAAAUAAAAAAAACAUUGUUUAUUUAAAUAAGAAAAAAAUUCCUCUGACUGUAAUAUGUGAUAAUGUAAGAGAUCCUGGAAAUUUGGGUACUAUCUUAAGAAGUGGAGCAGCUAUUGGAUGCCAAAAUAUUAUUUUAAUGAAAGGUUGCGUUGACGUUUGGGAUCCCAAAGUUUUAAGAAGCGGGUGUGGAGCGCAUUUCCGAGUGCCCAUAGUAAACAACGUCUGUUGGAAUAUUGUAAAUACUUAUAUUCCCGAAAAUGCCAAAGUAUAUCUGGCAGAUAAUCGAGACGAUGUUCAGAGAGAAAAUUUUUUUCAGAAUUUCUCUAGCGAAAAAGUUAUCGAAGUAAAAGAAGGUGAAAAGUUAAUAAUCGACGAGACGUACGAAGAUAAAAAUGAGUUGCAAAAGUUUAAAUAUGUACAUCUUCCACAAUAUAAUUAUACGGACGUCACGUAUGACGACAAAUGCGUUCUGUUGAUUGGAGGAGAAACGGAAGGUUUGAGUAACGAAGCCAAGAAACUGGCGUGUGAAUACGAAGGAUGCAGAGUUAAAAUACCUGUAGAAAACGACGUGGAAAGCCUAAAUUCGGCCAUAUCAAUGGCGGUUAUAGGAUUUGAAAUCAAAAGACAGCUUCUAUCAGGCACGCGAACACGAUAAUGAAAUUAUAUGAAUUUUAUUCGUACAGUUGCAUUUUUGUGUGAAUCAUCAUUAAAGUUACGAAAUAAUGGCAUUCGGCAUUAAUUUAGUCAAUAUGAUUAUUUUCGGAAUGUCUAUGUGACGAGUGCUCAUUGGGCUGCAGUUUGAAAAACUUGUAGACCUAUAAAUUUUCACUGUCGUCCGUCCGCUUGUCUGUCCUUAAUUUUAGUUAGUUAGGGGACGGAAUUAGAUGAAAGCCGAGAUCAGAUACGGAAAGCUUACGGGCACAAAGCCCCGAUUAACUAUUCGGGAAGUCGCGUUAUUUCACUUCAAAUAUUCCCCGAUUACUUCCGAUUGGAUAAUAGAACGUCGAGUGGUCAGUAUAAAAAAUUGUUCUCUCGUCUUAUCGUGUUGGACGAGAGCUGCUAGACUAUGGUGCCCCGUAGUAAAAUGUGACGGAAUGGCUAUGCAAUGUGGUUAGUAAUUAUGUAUUUUAUAUUCGUUGGUACCCGGGGAAUAAGAGAUCUUUUGAAGAUUAACUGACCCGUUACAGACGUGGAGAAAAUCCGGUAAACUCCACGUGGCCAACCCACCACCGAACUCCAAGUGUUCAAGGAAUAGAACCGUUUGACCACUUGUGGACCAAAGUAGUAGUAUUUUUUUAAUUUUAUUUUUGCAAAAGCGACACCACGCGGCUUUUUUAAAAUUUAAAUUUAAUGAAAUAAGUUUAAAAUACGCCAUCUGCAAAAUAUUUAAAAAUGCAACUUAAGGGAAAUUCCCUGGUCGAGCAGUGACGUCACUGUAACGUAAGUGGACCACCGAUCCGAAAUAGAUAAAACGUUUAUUCUAUAGUGGAGUAAAAACUAACGUAUUGUCUGGUGCACCAAAAACAUUGCCACGGCUCUGAUUAUACCAUAUGUAUAUAUAUACACUCGUAUAUCAUUAUUGAAACAUUUUUCAAACAAUUUUUCAACAACAACAACAAUGUUUACUAGGAAACAAUCAUAUCAUUUUUUAUACUUUUCCUGUUUGGACUGCAAUUAGAAAAAAUUGUAGACCUAUAAAUUUUGUCUGUUUUUUAAUCUCAGGAACAAUUUUAAUCAAGAGUUAGAUAGAUGAAAGUCGAGAACAGAUAUGGAAAGAUUAGGCCGGAGGCCCCGAUUAACUUCCGGAUAUAGGAACGUCCGGAAGUCACGUUAUUUCAAUUCGAAAAUGUUCCCCCGAAAGGAGUUAAAUAAUACCCCGCACGACUCUAUCGCCAACGGAAAAGUAUGAUGUACAGGAGUAACACCCUACUAGUUUCGGGUGGAAAGCAUACAUUUUAUGUUCUAAUGGUAAAAAACAGAGAAAUAAAGUAAAAUUUCUUAUAUAAUGCGAUGAUAAUCAAGCUCUUGUAUACCUCGCGUUUCUUUAUGCAGCUCUCGAUAAGCGCUUUACAUCGAACACACUGAAACUGGUUUCUAAAUGGCCAACACUGCUGGUGACGUCAUUUCGCUACACUCUUGCUGCAUAAAGAAACGCGGGGAUACUAGUAGCCUGGGA
Molecule: messenger RNA, 3079 nt
Organism: Centruroides sculpturatus (bark scorpion)
Lineage: Eukaryota; Metazoa; Arthropoda; Arachnida; Scorpiones; Buthidae
Product: rRNA methyltransferase 3, mitochondrial-like
Exons: 4
Coding region: 359-1558 (399 amino acids)
Biological process (GO): RNA processing
Molecular function (GO): RNA methyltransferase activity; RNA binding
Source: RefSeq, a predicted model, not a curated record